UUGCUUCUCCUUCUCUUUCUUUUUUUCAUCUUUGCUUCUCCUUCUUCAUUCUUCUUUUUUCAUCCUUUUCUUCUCCUUCUCUUUCUUCUUUUUUCAUCAUUUGCUUCUCCUCUCUUUUCUUCUUUUCAUUCUUUUUCUUCUCCUUCUCUUUCUUCUUUUUCAUCCUUUGCUUCUCCCUCUCUUUCCUCUUUUUCAUCCUUUGCUUCCCCCUCUCUUUCUUCUUUUCAUCUUUUCUUCUCCUUCUCUUUCUUCUUUUUUUCAUUUGCUUCUCCUUCUCUUUCUUCUUUUUCAUCUUUUCUUCUUUUUUUCUUCUUCUUUUCUUCUUUUUUCAUCCUUUGCUUCUCCCUCUCUUUCUUCUUUUUUCCUUUUUUUCUCCUUCUCUUUCUUCUUUUUUCAUCCUUUUUGCUUCUCCUUCUCUUUCUUCUUUUUUCAUCCUUUUCAAUCUCCUUCUCUUUCUUCUUUUCAUCCUUUUCUUCUCCUUCUCUUUUUCUUUUUCAUCAUCCUUUCCUUCUCUUUCUUCUUUUUCAUCCUUUUAAUUCCUUCUCUUUCUUCUUUUUCUUUCUUUCUUUUUCUUUUCAUCCUUUGCUUCUCCUUCUUUUCUUCUUUUUCAUCUUUUGCUUCUCCUUCUUUUCUUCUUUUCAUCCUUUGCUUCUCCUUCUCUUUCUUCUUUUUUUCAUCAUCUCUUGCUUUGCUUCUCCUUCUCUUUCUUCUUUUUUUCAUCCUUUUUCAUUUUCUUCUCCUUCUCUUUCUUCUUUUUCAUCCUUUGCUUCUCCUUCUCUUUCUUCUUUUUCAUCCUUUUGCUUCUCCUUCUCUUUCUUCUUUUUUUUCAAUUUUGCUUCUUUCUUCUUUUCAUCCUUUGCUUCUUCUUCUUCAUUCUUCUUUUUCAUCUUUUUCAUCUCCUUCUCUUUCUUCUUUUUUUUCAUCCUUUUCUUCUUCUUUUCUUUUCUUCUUUUUUCAUCCUUUUCUUCUCCUUCUCUUUCUUCUUUUCAUCCUUUGCUUCUCCUUCUCUUUCUUCUUUUUCAUCCUUUGCUUCUCCUUCUCUUUCUUCUUUUCAUCCUUUUUCCUUCCCUUCUUUUCUUCUUUUUCAUCCUUUGCUUCUCCUUCUUUUUUCUUUUUUUUUGCUUCUCCCUUUGCUUCUUUGCUUCUCUUUUCUUCUUUUUCAUCCUUUGCUUCUCCUUCUCUUUCUUCUUUUUCAUCCUUUGCUUCUCCUUCUCUUUCUUCUUUUUUCAUCCUUUUGCUUCUCCUUCUCUUUCUUCUUUUUCAUCCUUUGCUUCUCCUUCUCUUUUCUUCUUUUUCAUCUUCUCUUUCUUCUUUUCUUCUUUUUUCUUUUUUUCAUCUUUGCUUCUCCUUCUCUUUCUUCUUUUUUUUCCUUUUCUUCUCCUUCUCUUUCUUCUUUUUCAUCUUUGCUUCUCCUUCUCUUUCUUCUUUUUCCUUUUGCUUCCUUUUCUUCUUUUCUUCUCUUCUCCCCCUCUUUCUUCUUUUUCAUCCUUUGCUUUCCUCCUUCUUUUUCUUUUUUUUCAUCCUUUGCUUCUCCUCUCUUUCUUCUUUUUCAUCCUUUCUUCUUUUUCUCUUUCUUCUUUUUUCUCCUUUCUUUCUUCUUUUCAUUCUCCUCUCUCUUUUCUUCUUUUUCAUCCUUUGCUUCUCCUUCUCUUUCUUCUUUUUCAUCCUUUGCUUCUCCUUCUCUUUCUUCUUUUUCAUCCUUUGCUUCUCCUUCUCUUUCUUCUUUUUCAUCCUUUGCUUCUCCUUCUCUUUCUUCUUUUUCAUCUUUGCUUCUCCUUCUCUUUCUUCUUUUCAUCUUCUUUUCUCUUUCUUCUUUUUCAUCCUUUGCUUCUCCUUCUCUUUCUUCUUUUUUCAUCCUUUUUUCUCCUCUCUUUCUUCUUUUUCAUCCUUUGCUUCUCCUUCUCUUUCUUCUUUUUUUGCUUCUCCUUUCUUUCUUUUUUCAUUCUUUGCUUCUCCUUCUCUUUCUUCUUUUUCAUCCUUUUUGCUUCUCCCUCUCUUUCUUCUUUUUCAUCCUUUUGCUUCUCCUUCUUCUUUUUUCUUUUCAUCCUUUGCUUCUCCUUCUCUUUCUUCUUUUUAUCCUCCUUGCUUCUUCUCUUUCUUCUUUUUCAUCCUUUGCUUCCCCUCUCUUUCUUCUUUUUCAUCCUUUGCUUCUCCUUCUCUUUCUUCUUUUUUUCUCCUUUGCUUUUCCUUCUCUUUCUUCUUUUUUUUCAUCUCUUCUUCUCCUUCUCUUUCUUCUUUUUUCCUUUGCUUCUUCCUCUCUUUCUUCUUUUUCAUCCUUUGCUUCUCCUUCUCUUUCUUCUUUUUCAUCCUUUUCUCCUCUCUUUUCUUCUUUUUCUUCUUUUUUCUUCCUUUUCUUCCCCUUCUCUCUUUCUUCUUUUUUUCUUUAUCUCCUUCUUCUUCUUCUUUUUCAUCCUUUGCUUCUUUUUCUCCUUCUUUUUCUUUUUCUUCUUUCAUCUCUUUCUUCCCCUCCUUUCUUCUUUUUCAUCCUUUGCUUCUCCCUCUCUUUCUUCUUUUUCAUCCUUUGCUUCUCCUUCUCUUUCUUCUUUUUCAUCCUUUGCUUCUCCUUCUCUUUCUUCUUUUUCAUCCUUUGCUUCUCCUUCUCUUUCUUCUUUUUCAUCCUUUGCUUCUCCUUCUCUUUCUUCUUUUCAUCCUUUUGCUUCUCCUUCUCUUUCUUCUUUUCAUCCUUUGCUUCCCCUUCUUUUCUUCUUUUUUCAUCAUUUGCUUCUCCUUCUCUUCUUCUUUUUUUUUUUCCCUCUGCUUCUCCUUCUCUUUCUUCUUUUCAUCCUUUGCUUCUCCUUCUCUUUCUUCUUUUUUUCCUUUUCCUUCUCCUUCUCUUUCUUCUUUUUCAUCCUUUUCUUCUUCCUUCUCUUUCUUCUUUUCAUUCUUCUUUUCUUCCCCCUUCUUUUCUUCUUUUUCAUCCUUUUCCUUCUCUUUCUUCUUUUUCUUCCUUUUCUUCCCUCUCUUUCUUCUUUUUCAUCCUUUGCUUCUCCUCUUUCUUCUUUUUCUUUUCUUCUCUUCUUUUUCUUUUUUUCAUCCUUUUCUCUCUUUCUUCUUUUUUUCCUUCUUUUAACUUCUUUUCUUUUUUUCAUUGCUUCCCCUCUCUUUCUUCUUUUCAUCCUUUGCUUCCCCUCUCUUUCUUCUUUUUCAUCUUUUGCUUCUCCUUCUUCUUCUUCUUUUUUUCAUUGCUUCUCCUUCUCUUUCUUCUUUUUCAUCCUUUGUUUCCCUUCUUUUCUUCUUUUUUUCCUUUUGCUUCUCCUUCUCUUUCUUCUUUUCAUCCUUGCUUCUCCUUCUCUUUCUUCUUUUUUUUCAUCUGUUUCUUCCCCCUCUCUUUCUUCUUUUUUCAUCCUUUGCUUCUCCUUCUCUUUCUUCUUUUUCAUCCUUUUUCUCCUUCUCUUUCUUCUUUUCAUCCUUUGCUUCUCCUUCUCUUUCUUCUUUUUCAUCCUUUGCUUCUCCUUCUCUUUCUUCUUUUUCAGCCUCUGCUUCUCCUCUCCUUCUCUUUUUUCUUCUCUUUCUUCUUUCUUUUUUUUCAUCCUUUGCUUCUCCCUCUCUUUUCUUCUUUUUCAUCCUUUGCUUCUCCUUCUUCUUUCUUCUUUUUUCAUCCUUUUGCUUCUCCCUCUAACUCCUUCUUUUUUUUCAUCCUCUGCUUCUCCUUCUCUUUCUUCUUUUUUUUCUUCUUUUUCUUUUCCUUCUCUUUCUUCUUUUUCAUCGUUUUUCUUCCUCCUUUUUUCUUCUUUUUCCCCUGCUUCUCUUCUCUUCUUCUUUUUCAUCCUUUGCUUCUCCUUCUCUUUCUUCUUUUUCAUCCUUUGCUUCCCCCUCUCUUUCUUCUUUUUCAUCCUUUGCUUCUCCUUCUCUUUCUUCUUUUUUAUCCUUUGCUUCUCCUUCUCUUUCUUCUUUUUCAUCCUUUGCUUCUCCUUCUCUUUCUUCUUUUUCAUCCUUUGCUUCCCCCUCUCUUUCUUCUUUUUCAUCCUUUGCUUCUCCUUCUUCUUCUUCUUUUUUCCUUUGCAUCUCCUUCUCUUUCUUCUUUUUCCUUUGCUUCUUCUUCCUUUUCUUUUUUCCCUUCCUUCUCUUUUCUUCUUUUUUUUCAUUUGCUUCUCCUUCUCUUUCUUCUUUUUCAUCCUUUUGCUUCCCCCUCUCUUUCUUCUUUUUCAUCCUUUGCUUCUCCUUCUCUUUCUUUUUUUCUUCUUCUGCUUCUUUCUUCUUUUUUUUUUCUUCUUUUUCUUCUUUUUUCAUCCCUUGCUUCUUCUUCUCUUUCUUCUUUUUUUUCAUUUGCUUCUCCUUCUCUUUCUUCUUUUUCAUCCUUUGCUUCUCCUUCUCUUUCUUCUUUUUCAUCUUUGCUUCCCCUUCUCUUUCUUCUUUUUCAUCCUUUGCUUCUUCCUUCUCUUUCUUCUUUUUUCUCUCAUUUCUUCUUCUUCUCUUUCUUCUUUUUCAUCUUUUGCUUCUCCUUCUUCCUCUUCUUCUUUUUAUCCUCUGCUUCUCCUUCUCUUUCUUCUUUUCUUUCCUUUGCUUCUCCUCUCUUUCUUCUUUUUCAUCGUUUCUUCUCCUCUUUCUCUUUUUUCUUUUCAUCCUUUUCUUCUCCCUCUCUCCCCUCUUCUUUUUCAUCCUUUGCUUCUCCUUCUCUUUCUUCUUUUUUUUUUCUUCUGCUUCUUCUCCUUCUUCUUCUUCUUUUCUCCCUCCUUCUUUUUUUCCCUUUUCCUCUCUUUCUUCUUUUUUAGCCUCUUGCUUCUCCUUCUCUUUCUUCUUUUUCCCCUUGCUUCUUCUCUCUUCUUUUUUUCAUCCCUUGCUUCCCCCUCUCUUUCUUCUUUUUUUCUUUUUUCUCCUCUCUUUCUUUUUUCAUCCUUCUCUUCUCCUUCUUCUUCUUUUUUUCAUCCUUUGCUUCUCCUUCUCUUUCUUCUUUUUUCCUCCUUUGCUUCUUUUUUCAUCUCUUUCUUCUUUUUUUUUCCUUUUGCUUCUCCUUCUCUUUCUUCUUUUUCAUCCUUUUUGCUUCCCCUUCUUUUCUUCUUUUUUUUCAUCCUUUGCUUCUCCUUCUCUUUUUCUCUUUUUCAUCCUUUGCUUCCCCUUCUCUUUCUUCUUUUUUCAUCCUUUCCUUCUCCUUCUUCUCUUUCUUCUUUUCAUCCUUUGCUUCUCCUUCUCUUUCUUCUUUUUCAUCCUUUUGCUUCUCCUUCUCUUUCUUCUUUUUCAUCCUUUUUAUUCUCCCUCUCUUUCUUCUUUUCAUCCUUUGCUUCUCCUUCUCUUUCUUCUUUUUCAUCCUUUGCUUCUCCUUCUCUUUCUUCUUUUCAUCCUUUGCUUCCCCCUCUCUUUCUUCUUUUUCAUCCUUUGCUUCUCCUUCUCUUCUCUUCUUUUUCAUCCUUUGCUUCUCCUUUCUUCUUCUUCUUUUCUUCCUUUUUGCUUCUCCCCUCUCUUUCUUCUUUUUCAUCCUUCUCUCUUCUCCUUCUCUUUCUUCUUUUUCAUCCUUUGCUUCUCCUUCUCUUUCUUCUUUUUCAUCCUUUUGCUUCUCCUUCUCUUUCUUCUUUUUCAUCCUCUUUGUCUCCUCCUCUUUCUUCUUUUUCAUCCUUUGCUUCUCCCCUCUCUUUCUUCUUUUUUCAUCCUUUCUUCUCCUUCUCUUUCUUCUUUUUUUCAUCCUUGCUUCUCCUUCUCUUUCUUCUUUUUUCAUCCUUUGCUUCUCCUUCUCUUUCUUCUUUUUCAUCCUUUGCUUCUCCUUCUCUUUCUUCUUUUCAUCCUUUGCUUCCCCUUCUCUUUUCUUCUUUUUCUCCUUUGCUUCUCCCUUCUCUUUCUUCUUUUUCAUUUUUCUUCUCCUUCUCUUUCUUCUUUUUCAUCCUUUGCUUCUUCCUUCUCUUUCUUUUUUCAUCCUUUGCUUCCCCUUCUUUUCUUCUUUUUCAUCCUUUGCUUCUCCCUCUCUUUCUUCUUUUUCAUCGUUCUCCUUCUCCUUCUUCUUUUCUUCUUUUUCCUCCUCCUUCUUCUUUUCUCCUUCUUCUCUUUCUUCUUUUUUUUCCUUUUGCUUCUCCUUCUCUUUCUUCUUUUUUAUCCUCUGCUUCUCCUUCUCUUUCUUCUUUUUCAUCCUUUGCUUCUCCCUCUCUUUCUUCUUUUUCAUCCUUUGCUUCUCCCUCUCUUUCUUCUUUUUCAUCCUUUGCUUCUCCCUCUCUUUCUUCUUUUUUUCUUCUUCUCCUUCUCUUUCUUCUUUUUCUUCCUUUGCUUCUCCUUCUCUUUUCUUCUUUUUUCCUCCUUUCCUUCUCCUUCUCUUUCUUCUUUUUCAUCCUUUCUUUCUCCUUCUCUUUCUUCUUUUUCAUCCUUUGCUUCCCCUCUUUUCUUCUUUUUUCAUCCUUUUUCUUCUCCUUCUCUUUCUUCUUUUUUUAUCCUUUUCUUCUCCUUCUUUUCUUCUUUUUCAUCCUUUGCUUCUCCCUCUUCUUUCUUCUUUUUUUUCCUUUUUCUUCUUCCUUCUCUUUCUUCUUCUUUUCAUCCUUUUCUUCUUCUUCUCUUUCUUCUUUUCAUCCUUUGCUUCUCCUCUCUUUCUUCUUUUUCAUCCUUUUCUUCUCCUUCUCUUUCUUCUUUUUCAUCCUUUUUCUUCUCCCUCUCUUUCUUCUUUUUCAUCCUUUUCUUCUCCUUCUCUUUCUUCUUUUUUCAUCCUUUGCUUCUCCUUCUCUUUCUUCUUCUUUUUUAUUCUUUUCUUCUCCCCUCUCUUUCUUCUUUUUCAUCCCUUGCUUCCCCUCUUUCUUCUUUUUCAUCCUUUGCUUCUCCUUCUCUUUCUUCUUUUUCAUCCUUUGCUUCUCCUUCUCUUUCUUCUUUUUUCAUCUUUUGCUUCUCCCUCUCUUUCUUCUUUUUUUUUUGCUUCUCCUUCUCUUUCUUCUUUUUCUUCAAUCUGUCUUCUCCUUCUCUUUCUUCUUUUUCAUCGUUUGCUUCCCCUCUCUUUCUUCUUUUUCAUCAUUUCCUUCUCCUUCUCUUUCUUCUUUUCAUCCUUUGCUUCUCCUUCUCUUUCUUCUUUUCAUCCCCCUUGCUUCCCCUUCUCUUUCUUCUUUUUCAUCCUUUGCUUCUUCUCCCUCUUCUCUUUCUUCUUUUCAUCCUUUUCUUCUCCUUCUUUUCUUCUUUUUCAUCCUUUUUCUUCUCCUCUCUUUCUUCUUUUUUUUCCUCUGCUUCUCCCUUCUCUUUCUUCUUUUUUCAUCGUUUCUUUCCCUCUCUCUUUCUUCUUUUUUCAUCUCUUUUCUUCUUCCUUCUCUUUCUUCUUUUUUCAUUUUUUUUCUUCUCCUUCUCUUUCUUCUUUUUUCGUCCUCUGCUUCUCCUUCUCUUUCUUCUUUUUCAUCCUUUCCUUCUCCUUCUCUUUCUUCUUUUUCAUUUCUUCCUUUGCUUCUCCUCCUCUUUCCUCUUCUUUUUUCUUUUUUUCUUCUUCUUUUUCUUUUCUUUUUCUUCUUUCUUCUCCUCUCUUUCUUCUUUUUCUUCUUCUUCUUCUUCUUCUUCUUCUUCUUUUCUUCUUUUUCUUCUUCUUCUCCUUCUCUUUUUUCUUUUUCAUCCUUUGCUUCUCCCUCUUCUUUCUUCUUUUUCAUCCUUUUCUUCCUUUUUUAG
Molecule: messenger RNA, 7551 nt
Organism: Acanthosepion pharaonis
Lineage: Eukaryota; Metazoa; Mollusca; Cephalopoda; Sepiida; Sepiidae
Source: the annotation of a GenBank genome assembly